GUUUAAUGCUAAUACCAAGCUUUUAUGUAGACUUAGAACAGCUUAAUAAACACGUAGCAAAACAGGUCCCACAGAGGCGAUGAGGAAGUAGUCUCACUGAUUCGUUCGCUGACAAAAAAGUUUCCCAGAAUUCCCAGCAGCCAUGAAGCUUCGAUUGCACUUCGUGGUGGACCCUAUGGGCUGGCUGUGCAUCAGUGUGGUAUUUGGGAUCUGGCUCUACAACACCUUUUUUGUUCCCAAACUGGUUCUGUUUCCACACUACAAUGAGGGACACAUUCCUUGGGCCAUUGUUGUUUGUUACUACAUAGCAUCAGGACUCUGCCUAGCAGCACUGUUCAGAGCUUCCACAGCAGAUCCAGGCCGUCUUCCUGCGGACCCACACAUACCUCAUGCUGAGAGAGAGCACUGGGAGUUGUGCAAUAAGUGCAACUUAAUGAGACCUAAACGGUCGCACCACUGCAGUCGCUGUGGCCACUGUGUGCGCAGGAUGGACCAUCACUGUCCCUGGAUUAAUAACUGUGUGGGAGAGGACAACCACUGGCUCUUCCUGCAGCUGUGUUUCUAUGCUCAGGUCCUCAGCUUAUUCACGCUGGUGCUGGACUUCUGUCAGUACUAUUACUUCCAGCCCCUGACAGGACUAGACCAGGAAAAGUUCACUACACGUCACGAACUGGCUCUGCUGCGAAUCUCUGCGCUAAUGGGCGUGGUCAUGUUUGGAGGCAUGUCUUCUUUGUUUUACACACAGAUGACUGGCAUCCUCUCGGAUAUGACCACCAUCGAGAAAAUGGCUCACUUUUCAAAUGAAACAUAUGGCGCAAAGAGAUCCUGGCAGUGGGCGCUAGCUGAAGUUUGUGGCACUCGCUGGAAACUCCUUUGGCUCAUCCCACUCCGAAGCAGACAGCCACUUAACGCCAGCCACCAGUUCCGCUCACACGUGUAGGCCGGUAGCGCUCCCACCUGCACAGAUGGUAGGAGCUGCCCUGAUGAAACACUGUAUACACACCUAAGAAUCCAUCUGCUCGCCUUCACCAUCCUCUUUUGUGCUACGAGAGCUGGGCAGCAGUCUUGGUUUUUCAGUGGAUAUGCCAAGUUUUUUUUGUUUUUUUUCCCUUUGCCUUUCUCUACAAGGCCCAGACUGGCAGAAAACAGGGUCAAGAAACACCUUUGGGAGUAAUGGGAAAUGUUGUGUUUUUAACUCACUGUGACUGCUACUUUAAGCAUUUGGAAACCACUUUUUCUGGCUAAUUGCAAAAGAAGGAUGGAGGUUUUCAUCUGAAAGCAGCUGGUAAAGGAACCCCCCCUCUCAGGUUACUUUAAUAAAGAGCCUUGACUACUGACCUUUAAUCAUCUACAGACGGAACAACGGUUAUUUUAGUGUGUCUAUUAGACUGGCGUUUUUUUGUAAGAAGUUUGUGCCUUGUUUCUUUUAGCGGUCCUCUUAAUUUGUGUGUGUUUGUUUGAUGUUUUCCAGCUACUUCUAGUUUGGAAG
Molecule: messenger RNA, 1489 nt
Organism: Pundamilia nyererei
Lineage: Eukaryota; Metazoa; Chordata; Actinopteri; Cichliformes; Cichlidae
Gene: zdhhc21
Product: zDHHC palmitoyltransferase 21
Exons: 9
Coding region: 143-940 (265 amino acids)
Biological process (GO): peptidyl-L-cysteine S-palmitoylation; protein targeting to membrane
Cellular component (GO): endoplasmic reticulum; Golgi apparatus
Molecular function (GO): protein-cysteine S-palmitoyltransferase activity
Source: RefSeq, a predicted model, not a curated record